AAUUUAUAAUUUUAAUUAAUAACUUUAAUUUAUAGUUUUAUUUUAAUAACUAAUAUUUUUAUUAUACAAUUUCUUUUAUACAAUAAUUAAAUAUAAAUAAAGUUGGGCCAAACCAAUGAUCAGUAGUUUUCUGUUUACCGUAAAUUAAAGAUCGCUGAAUAAAAAAUGUUGCUUCCGAUAUUUUUAUUGAGUUUAUUCACAAAUUAUCAAAAUAUGGUCAAUGGUGCAAAUAUUUUGGCUUUAAUGAAUAUUCCUUCACCCAGUCAUUCAUUAUGGAAUACAAUAUUAGUAAAUGCUUUAGCAAACAGGGGUCAUAAUUUAACAGUUUUAAUAUCGGAUUUACCGAAAAAUCCAAAAGAUUUACAUAAAAAUGUACAUUUUAUUGAUAUGAAUGAUAUGUAUCAAAAUUUAUUUAAUGAAGCUGAUUUCGAAUCUUUCCUCGAUAUUAGCCCACUACAGAUGAUGUCUGGCUAUUGUAUGUACAAUAUAUUAGUUUGUGAAGCUACUUUAAAAUCAAAAGGAUUUUCUUUAUUUAUGGAAAAGUAUAAAAAUGAAAAAUUUGAUUUAAUAUUGUACGAUUAUACUUUUGGUCCAUGUUUACUUGGAUUAGUUCACAUGUAUAAUUAUCCACCAUUAAUAAGUGUAUCAGCAUUUCCUUAUGUACCGAUAGCAACAAAAUUUACUGGAGGACAUUUUUAUCCUGCUUACGUUAGCUAUCAUAGCGUUACAUGGGAUCCUAUCAACAACUUUUUAGAUAGAAUGCACAAUCAUAUGUUAUAUGCUGCUGAAGAAUUAUACCGAUACUAUUCAAUGAAUCCACAGUUAGAUAAAAUGAUAAGACCGGUAUUUCCCGCUGAUACUCCAUAUUUGGCUGAUUUAGAGAAGUUAACAACAAUUGCACUUAUUGGAACACAUCCAGCAAUAACAAAAGCUCAGCCAUUACCACAGAACAUCAUUGAAGUUGGUGGCCUCAAUAUAGUUGACUCACAACCAUUGCCAAAAGAGCUAGAUAGUUUUAUAAAUUCAUCAAAAAAGGGUGCUAUUUUCUUUUCACUAGGAACUAAUGUUCAACCAAAAUUUGUGAAAUCGGAAAUGAUUGAAAAUAUUUUAAAAGUAAUGGAAAAAUUUCCAGAAUAUAAUUUCAUGUGGAAAUUCGAUGUUAAUUUAAUUAAAAUGAAAAUUCCAAAGAACGUUCUGGUUCAAACGUUUUUCCCUCAGCGAGAUAUUUUAGCUAAUAAAAAGACAAAAUGUUUUAUCACACAUGCUGGUGGAUUAAGUACUCAGGAAGCAAUAUGGUUUGGUGUUCCAAUGAUUACAGUACCAGUAUUUGUUGAUCAGUUAAGAAAUAGCCAAAAAGUCGUCGAAGAUGGUAUCGCGACUGAAAUUAAUUUUUCAAAAUUUACCGGCGAAUCUUUUCAUAAUGCUCUUAAUGAUAUUUUACACAACGAAAAAUAUAUAAAUAAUAUCAAAAAGCAAUCAGAAAUAUUCAAAGACCGACCAAUGAAGCCAUUAGAUACAGCAAUUUGGUGGAUUGAAUAUGUUUUGAGACAUCCCAAUCCAACACAUUUAAAAGUACCAACUUUAGAACUAGGAUAUUUUAUUGCAAAUUCUUAUGACUUCAUUUCGAUUGUUUUAUUGAUUGUUAUAUUUAUUUUAUAUGUAACUAUCAAAAUUAUUAAAUGUAUUUGUCGUGGGAAGGCAAGAAAAACUGAAAAACAAAAAUUAAAAAAGAAAUGAGUUAUGGUUCUAAAAUUAAUUGAAGAUAAAUUGAACUGUGUAAAAAAAUUGUGGGAUUUAAUGUAUAACAUGUAGAAUGUUUAAGAAUGCCAAAUAUUUAACUAGUAAUAAAUAAUUUUGUAGCUCUA
This is a messenger RNA of Condylostylus longicornis, 1865 nucleotides long. Its product is annotated as UDP-glucosyltransferase 2-like. The record is from RefSeq and is a predicted model, not a curated record. NCBI's taxonomy places the organism in Eukaryota, Metazoa, Arthropoda, Insecta, Diptera, Dolichopodidae. Gene Ontology annotation, molecular function: UDP-glycosyltransferase activity. The transcript is spliced from 6 exons. The coding region runs from base 166 to 1737 and encodes 523 amino acids.